This is a messenger RNA of Cydia amplana, 1000 nucleotides long. Its product is annotated as retinol dehydrogenase 13-like. The coding region runs from base 37 to 999 and encodes 320 amino acids. The record is from RefSeq and is a predicted model, not a curated record. The transcript has 5 exons. Lineage: Eukaryota; Metazoa; Arthropoda; Insecta; Lepidoptera; Tortricidae.
UUUGCAGUUAACUUAUUUUGCGCUAAGUAAAUUAAAAUGCCAUUCUUUAGUGGACGCUGCUUGAGCACAGCCAAGUUGGUCGGCAAGACUGCUGUAAUUACGGGAUGUAGUUCCGGAAUUGGCAAAGAGACUGCUUUAGACUUUUAUAAAAGAGGAGCAAGAGUAAUUAUGGCUUGUCGCGAUUUAGAAAAGGCAGCAGCUGUCAAGUCUGAAAUAGAGGAAAAAUGCAAGAAUGUUGCAGAGUCAGGCAAGCUGGUACUUGUUAAAUGUGAUCUAGCUUCUUUGAAAUCUGUCCGGGAAUGUGCUCAAACAAUAUUAGAUACGGAACUACAGAUUAAAAUCUUAGUUAACAAUGCCGGUGUCAUGAUGUGCCCUAAGAGUUACACAGAAGAUGGGUUUGAAAUGCAGUUUGGGACAAACCACUUGGCACACUUUUUGUUAACUAUGCUCCUUCUGCCCCGCAUGAGGAACAGCACUCCAGCAAGGAUUGUAACUGUCUCCUCCGCAGCCCAUACCAGAUAUGAUAUCAACUUUGAUGACUUAAAUUAUAAAACUAGGUCAUACAGCCCUGCGGAAGCUUAUUCUCAAAGCAAGCUAGCCAAUGUUUUGUUCUCUAAGGAACUGGCUUCUAAAUUGAAGGAACAUAACAUUGAUGGUAUAUAUACAUACAGUUUGCAUCCAGGUGUAAUAAAAACUGAAUUGGGUAGACAUUUGGAUGACAGCUUGUUUUGGGGAGCCCGUCGACUAAUUGGCAUAAUGUUUAUGCCAUUCCUUAAGUCUCCUGAACUUGGUGCUCAAACAACCAUAUAUUGUUCUGUUGAUGAAAAAUGUGCAGAUGAAACUGGCUUAUAUUACAGUGACUGUGUUGUUAAAACUCCCGCCAGAAAGGCUCUAAACGACGAAUACGCUAAGAAACUGUGGGAAGUAUCGAUGGAUCUUGUUGGACUAAAGAAUUACAACCCGUUUACAGCUGAGGACUCUGCUCCAAAGCAGAAUUAGA